Messenger RNA from Orussus abietinus, 2233 nucleotides. RefSeq names its product pseudouridine-metabolizing bifunctional protein C1861.05. The transcript has 9 exons. Bases 22 to 2100 code for a protein of 692 amino acids. NCBI's taxonomy places the organism in Eukaryota, Metazoa, Arthropoda, Insecta, Hymenoptera, Orussidae. Gene Ontology annotation, molecular function: pseudouridylate synthase activity. The record is from RefSeq and is a predicted model, not a curated record.
GAAUUACGUACCGUCUGAGAAAUGUACAGAUUCAGGACUGGAGUUAAAUUAUUCGGAAGAAAAUUCAAAUUUGAUGCCUCGAUCACCGAUCGACGCUCGAUCGGUCGAAGUAGCGCCCUUAUUUACGGAACUGAAGUGGCUGCGGCAAAAUUGAACGGAGUACCAAUCGUUGCUCUGGAAUCAACGAUACUCACUCAUGGAAUGCCGUAUCCCGAUAAUUUAAAAACUGCUUUAAAGGUCGAGGAGAUAAUCAGAAAACAAGGGGUAGUUCCAGCUACUAUCAUUAUUUUGGAGGGUAAAGUGCACAUUGGAACAAACGAAGAAGUCUUGGAAAAACUAUCAAAGAAUGAAUAUGGGCAAACCAUAAAAUGUUCUCGUAGAGAUCUUCCAUGGGUGACUUCCCAGAGAUUAAAUGGUGGUACUACUGUCAGCGGUACAAUGUUUAUCGCGAAAAAGGCUGGUAUUUUCGUUAUGGCGACUGGUGGAAUCGGAGGUGUACACAGAGGUGCGGCGUCUACGUAUGACGUGAGUGCCGAUUUAACAGAAUUUGGUAAGACACCCGUUGCUGUUGUGUGUGCCGGUGUCAAAGCCAUUCUAGAUAUCGCCAAGACAUUGGAAUACUUGGAAACUCUGGGAGUUACCGUUACGACGAUAGGAGAAUCGGACAAAUUUCCUGCAUUUUAUUGUCACGAGACAGUAGCUGAGAUAAAAUCUCCUAUUAGGGUUUCAAAUGCACGAGAAGCAGCGGAUAUGAUAGCUGCUCAGUGGGAAUUAGGUCUUAACACGGGGAUACUUUUGGCAGUUCCGAUACCCAAGGAUCAAUCCUUGAAUCCAGAGAUGAUAGAAUCCGCAAUUCAAGAAGCUCUUAUGAGAUCUCACGAGAAGGGUAUCAUUGGCAAAGAUAUUACUCCGUUUCUUCUGAAGGAAGUUAGCAAAAUUACAGGAAACAAAUCUCUUCAAGCCAACAUGGCUCUUGUAAAGAAUAAUGCAAAAGUGGCUGCAGAAAUUGCUUUACACCUUGGUCAAAUUCAAAGCAAUUGUUUGAAAAAUCCACCAGCAGAUGUUUCUCCUUCGAGACAGAGUCCUGUAGUCAUUGGAGGAGCAACACGCGAUACGGUAUGGCAAAUACAGGAGUCCGAGAUAAAAUUUGAUGGAAGAACUCAUAAGGGUUUUGGCCGAGAGAGCUGCGGCGGUGUGGCUCGUAACGUAGCGGCUGCUCUAAUCGGGCUGGGGAUAACGGGGACCAAACUGCUGUCGGUUGUGGGCAAUGACGGAUCAGGAAAAGCAGUACUCGACAGUCUCGGUGGAAGCAACGAUACGUUGCGGGUACUGCCGGGUAUAGAAACUGCAAAGUACAUCGGAAUAGUGAACAACGAAGGAGAACUUUUCUGCGGCAUCGGGCACACGGAGGCUUUUGACAAAAUUAGUCCCGCUUUGAUCAGUGAUUGUCGACAGCAGCUGUCGUGCGCCAACUUGAUCGUUCUCGAUGGAAAUCCGCCACUACGAUCGAUUCGAACCGUAAUAGACAUCGCCAGAAAAUCCAAGAUUCCGGUUUGGUACGAGCCCACAACGAUAUGCAAAGCGACUGCACUAUUUGAGGCUGGAGAUGAAUGGAAGAAUACUGUUCAUUUUAUUUCACCUAAUGUAAAUGAAUUACUGUCAAUAGCAAAAUGUUUUAAUAUACACAUACCGGAUAAAUCAGACUUAAGCAUAGAAAGAAUAGAGAAAAUUGCAGAGCAAUUGGCAGAAGACAUUCCAGUCGUUAUAACAACUUUAGGUAUACAGGGUGUAUUGGUGACACGGAGAGGUUUAAGAAAUGAUCCUUUCUACCAGUCAGAAUCGCUACUUGAAAGGGGCCCCCUACAAUCCCAUUUGUAUCCUUCACAUUUUAAACUUUCUGAAGACAAUCAGCCAUUGAGCGUAACUGGUUGCGGUGAUUGUCUAGCUGCUGGAAUUAUUUGUGGGAUUCUUCAAAAUUUAAGCGAAGCUCAUUGCGUUUCACUUGGUCUACAAGCAGCAGUUCUUUCGUUAAAGUCUUUGCAUCCAGUGCCUUCUACAUUAUCUGAACUGCGAAACUUUGUCGAUCUCAUGGGGAAGUAAUGUACUUGAUAUUUAAACUUUACAUUCUUAAAGAAUGUUUUUUAAAUAUAAUUAAAGUAACAUAUGUGUAAGUACUGACCAUUUAUACUUUUGUAUUGUAUACUUAUAAGUAAAUAGCGAUAAACCACUUUUA